GACGGUACUGUAGGUUUCGGGCGGUGUUUGGAAAAUCUCGUGAGGACAGAAAUGAUUUAAAUGUAAAUUUGUAAAUGUAAUCGGGUAAUCCAGUGUAUAAAAUAAUCGCGUUAUUUUCUGAAGGGAGUCCUUUAUUGUGGCGGUUAGCUGUGUAUGCUCCAGCCUGUGUGUUCGAGCUACUUCCUGUACACGUCGCUCUUACGGCGCUGCACUGACCGGUCAGGAGUGUGAAAAAGGACCACGAAUUAUGGAAACUUUAAUCGGUUUGCCGUUUGCUGUGUUAGAAUGUCCAAAUAUCAAGCUGAAAAAGCCGUCCUGGCUGCACAUGCCCUCUGCUAUGACCGUGUAUGCUGUGGUGAUUGUGUCCUACUUUCUCAUCACGGGGGGUAUAAUCUAUGAUGUUAUUGUUGAGCCACCCAGUGUGGGUUCAAUGACUGAUGAACACGGUCACCAGAGACCUGUGGCAUUUUUGGCUUACAGGGUGAACGGGCAGUAUAUUAUGGAGGGUCUGGCAUCCAGUUUCCUCUUCACUAUGGGUGGUCUCGGCUUCAUCAUUCUGGACCGCUCCAAUGCCCCAAAUAUUCCUAAACUUAACCGCUUCCUGCUACUCUUCAUUGGCUUUGUGAGUGUACUGCUGAGCUUCUUCAUGGCCCGAGUGUUCAUGAGGAUGAAGCUGCCUGGUUAUCUCAUGGGUUAAAUCUGCACAAGGCCUUUUUGAGGCAGACACCACAGGCAGAGACAGAAGGAUGACUCCAUAUUCACAGAAAAUGACCCUUCCGGAUCAGUGUGUUUAUUUUGUGUGUAUGUGUGUGUGUGUGUGUGUGUGUGUGUGUGAGAGAGAGAGAGAGAGAAAUGGAAAAGUGUGUCUUGUCCCUAUGCCUAAGGGUUUAAGGUUGCAGGGUUAAUCUUCAUUAUAUUUUGUGUAAAAUGUGCACAUCUUGAUCUGGAAGGAAACACUGCUAAGUAAUCAAAAUUGGUUUACAUACGGAGUCAGUUAUGUGCAAGUGUUGUAGAAAGCUAGAAAAGGGUUUAAAUCUGGCCUGUGUGGGGUGGGUUUUUCUAAAUAAAGUUAAAAUAAAAGCUCUUUAUACAACUCCAA
Messenger RNA from Hemibagrus wyckioides, 1099 nucleotides. RefSeq names its product oligosaccharyltransferase complex subunit (gene ostc). The record is from RefSeq and is a predicted model, not a curated record. Lineage: Eukaryota; Metazoa; Chordata; Actinopteri; Siluriformes; Bagridae. The transcript has 4 exons. The coding region runs from base 248 to 697 and encodes 149 amino acids. Gene Ontology annotation, cellular component: oligosaccharyltransferase complex.